Molecule: messenger RNA, 933 nt
Organism: Macroventuria anomochaeta
Lineage: Eukaryota; Fungi; Ascomycota; Dothideomycetes; Pleosporales; Didymellaceae
Exons: 1
Source: RefSeq, a predicted model, not a curated record
AUGGGCGCCAUCUUCAUGAACGCCCAGGUCACAUUCGCCACUCACUGCGCGGAAGAUGACUCGACGGGUUUCCUUGCUGCGUCACUAGACAAGCGGCUUGCAAUCCGAAUACCAAUUGGUCGCUCUCUCACAGGGAUUUGCGCCCCUUUCGACUCCGAGCGGGAUGUCACCCACAGUGCACUAUCUCAGAGAGCCUGGGUACUGCAAGAGCGAGUUCUCUCGUCUAGAACUGUCCACUUCACGGUCGGCCAUGUAUACCUGGAGUCGAAGGAUGGUAUGACGUGCGAGGAUGGAUCCAUUGUGCAGUUCCAAGCUUGGAAUGUCGAGCAACAGCAAACACCGCGUUACAACCCGUCGGCUUUGUCCGAUCUUCGCAGUCUUCUCAGGUCCGCAUCAACGUCCAAUCAAACGACUUCUACGCGGCCGACGCCACUAGAGUGGCUUGAUCUUGUUGAGAUAUAUUCCCAUUGCAAUCUUACCAGAGCAAGCGACAAGCUCAUCGCUAUUUCCGGAUUGGUCCACAAGAUCCAAGCCGGGACAACGCAAGCCUGGCGUGCUGGCAUCUGGGCAGACAGACUGUGCGAAGGACUUUUGUGGCUUCCCACUGACCAAAAGCCAGUGGGCCCAUUCGAAGAUCGGGCGCCGUCGUGGUCUUGGGCAUUGUGGGAUAGGCCGAUUCAACAUCCCUCUGCGAUUCGACUGCCGGCUUUCGAGCCGAGAUGUCGGCUCAUCGCGUUACCUAAGGACCUCACGCCCAUCUCUUGCAGUGGACCAUGCCAUCUAGUGGUGUGCGUUCGGCUAAUUGACUUAUCUGCACUUACCAUCGACGAGAAAGUACGUGUGGGACCCGGUCCGCCAAGGAGAGGCGACCUGAAUGACAGAUCCCGUGGAAAUUUGCCACAGGUAUUGCUGAAACAGUAUGUCGGUGUCAAU